AUGAGCGAAGAUCCUGAUUUUAAGAUUCUCCGCCAACAUAUCAGAGACGAAUAUAACGAAUUCUUUACAAUUAAAGAUGCAGAUGGAAAAGAACUCCACCCGGUUUUUAAUACACUUCCAACAAAAAAGGAACUUCCUGAAUAUUAUGCAGUAAUUAAAACCCCAAUAUCAUUUAACACGUUAAAGAAAAGAGUUCCUCAUUAUACUGAUGCCCAAUAUUUCAUCAAUGAUAUUUUUCAAAUACCUUGGAAUGCCAAGACUUAUAAUACGAAAGAUUCUGUUUUUUAUGUAGACGCCAAUAUUCUUCAAAAACAUUUAAUGGAAGUAUGUUUUCCAAGACUAAAAAAAAUUUACCCUCAUUUGGAAAUUCCUUACCUUGGCCCUCUACCAGAUGAAAAACCCUUACCGGAUAAAGAAAUAACUCCAAUAAUACCUAUUGGCAAAAGAGCAACUACAUUUAAGCAGGCUGUUAUUAAUCUCAAAAAAGCUGAAGAAGAGGCAGCUGUAAAGGAGGUAAACGAAGAAGAAAAUUUAGAAUAUGAAAAAGAAAACGGUUCUGAUGCAGAUACUGGGAAUAAUAACCCUGAAGGCAGUUCUAAUUUUAAAAGUGAAAGAGAUGAUGAUUAUAUAGAUACAAGCAGAAGAAGAUCUUCAAGAAGGGUCACUAGAAAUAAAUCAAGUAUUUAUUCAGAACCUGGCUCUCCAACCCCUCCACUAAAUCACCAUGAAAUCAAAACUGAACGCAAGAAAUAUGUGAAGAGAGGUAGACCACCUAUUAUUGAUUUCCCAUAUAUUCAACGUAUGAAAAAUGUAUUAAAAUUACUAAGGAAAGAAAAUGACGUAACUGGUAGACCAUUAGUAGCAUAUUUCGAAAGAAAUUCACAACUGGAUUCUUCCAAUGCUAUUUUAUCUAAAACAAUUUGGCUAGAUGAUAUCAGAACAAAAGUUUUAACAAGAACCUAUAAAAAUUUCAAAGAAUUCCAAGACGAUUUUUCAAUAAUGAUAUCUACCUACAAAUCUUUAUUUAAAGAUGAAUCUGAAAGAAUAAAAACAGCUAUGAGAUUAGAAACAAAAUUUGAUAAAUGGUGUAAACAUGAAUUAGCAAAACCUGACCGUUCAUUUUUACCAGAAGGUGAAACAAGGGUACCUAUUGGAGAAGUUGAUGUUAAAGGUAUUAAUUAUAAAGUUGGAGAUUGGGUAUUAAUUCGUAAUCCAGCCGAAGGUGUAAAGCCUACUGUUGGUGAAAUCUUUAAAAUUUGGAAAACUGAGGAUGGUAAAACAUGGAUUAACUGUUGCUGGUAUUUUAGACCUGAACAAACAGUUCAUAGAGUUGAUAGAUUAUUUUACAAAAAUGAAGUUAUGAAGACUGGCCAAUAUAGAGAUCAUUUAGCAGAUGAACUGGUGGGGAAGGGAUACGUUAUCCAUUUUACUAGAUUCCAACGUGGUGAUAUAGCUAAAAAAAUUGAUGGCCCCUUAUUUGUUUGUGAAUUUCGUUAUAAUGAAAAUGAUAAGGUUUUUAAUAAAAUUAGAACUUGGAAAGCUUGUUUACCAGAAGAAAUUAGAAAUAUUGAUGAUAGCACAAUACCAGUAAAUGGUAGAAAAUUCUUUAAAUACCCAUCACCUUUAAAGGAUAAACUACCACCAAAUGCUACUAUCAAUGACCCAAUACCACAACCUACUGAAGGUGCUCCAAAUGCUCCACCAUUAAUUGGUGCUGUUUACUUAAGACCUAAAUUAGAAAAAGAUGAUUUAGGAGAAUAUUCAACUUCAUCUGAAUGUCCUCGUUAUAUAAUUAGACCGGGAGAUCCUCAUGAACAAGGUAAAAUUGAUUUUGCGACAGGCACUAUUAUAGUAUCCGGAUAUCCAAGUGCUUCUAGUUACGGCAAAACUACUUCCUCCUCAACUAGAUUACCUACAUUAAGACAACAGUCAGCAUCACCAUCUUUCAAAUCACCAAUUCCAAGUUUUAAUCAAAUAAACUCUCGAGGUAAUUCUAUGUCUCCAAUUACAGCUCAAAACAAUGCUCUUAAUAUCAAUUCAGACCACACUAGUACGCUAUCGAAUUUACCAUUAACAGGUCUUACUAACAGGGCAGGUGCUUUGACUGCAGAUGUUUUAAAACAACAUCAACUACAAAAACAGUUCCAACAACAACAGUUAAAAAAAAGAAAAUUAUCUUCAAACUAUAACAAGAUAACAGAUAUUUUAAAUAAUGUUUCAUCGAAAGGUUCUAAAUCAGCUUUAAGUCAAAUUGUCGUUGAUAAACCAGGAACCUUUAUUUUACCAAUUUCAAUUACCAAGAACUCUGAAUUACUUCAACGAGAGAAUUUUGGAGCCCAAUUACGUAGAUUACCCAAGACUUCCGAACCAUUGGCACGCAGGCCACGUGGCGAAGUGUUAUGGUUUCGUGGACCAAGUGUUAUCAUUCAAGAAAGAUUAAUAAAUUCUAAUGAUGAUUGUUAUGACAUUCCUUUAAAUAGAUGGUUUCAUAAAAAAAGGAAAUUCGAAUAUGAAGAAUUUGAAGAAGAAGUUGAAUCUGAAACGGAACAAAAUUCUAAACCGAUUGGUUGUACAAGACAUAAUCAAAAUAUAAAGAAAGAUGCACAAGCUUUGGAAAAUGAUGAAUUGGAAGAUACAGAAAAUGAAAGUAGAUCUUUAUCGGGAACAUUUCCUUUAGGGUUGAGACCAUCUGCAAAAUUUAUUUCAUAUAAGCUAUCAUCAUUUAAUAACUAG
Henningerozyma blattae CBS 6284 is the source of this 2733-nucleotide messenger RNA. RefSeq lists its product as uncharacterized. The record is from RefSeq and is a predicted model, not a curated record. Gene Ontology annotation, molecular function: protein binding; chromatin binding. The transcript has a single exon. Lineage: Eukaryota; Fungi; Ascomycota; Saccharomycetes; Saccharomycetales; Saccharomycetaceae. Gene Ontology annotation, biological process: chromatin remodeling. Gene Ontology annotation, cellular component: RSC-type complex. Bases 1 to 2733 code for a protein of 910 amino acids.